This is a messenger RNA of Silurus meridionalis, 2885 nucleotides long. It is a transcript of the gene fpgs, whose product is annotated as folylpolyglutamate synthase. The transcript is spliced from 15 exons. Gene Ontology annotation, molecular function: ATP binding; tetrahydrofolylpolyglutamate synthase activity. Gene Ontology annotation, cellular component: cytosol; mitochondrion; cytoplasm. Lineage: Eukaryota; Metazoa; Chordata; Actinopteri; Siluriformes; Siluridae. The coding region runs from base 401 to 2173 and encodes 590 amino acids. The record is from RefSeq and is a predicted model, not a curated record. Gene Ontology annotation, biological process: tetrahydrofolylpolyglutamate biosynthetic process.
GCAGUAAAGCUGUCAAAGAAGAAGCAUGCGCGUGAAUUAACGUUACAUUGUCAUUUAUACGCAGACAGGCUUAAAAGCACUGAUUUUUUUGUCUGAAAUUGUCAUCGUCGUUUACUAAAAUAUGUGACCAAGAAUUUAGCAUUUUCUCGUUUUUUUUGUGUUUUAGGAAACGCGCUGCACAUAUCAUAUAUCCGUGAACUUAACGGGAUCAACAAAGGCUGUCACGUUUCUCAGCGCCUCAUUGUGAAGUCAUCUCUCAGUGACGUUUAUUCAUGUAACGGAUUUUCGAGACCCUUUUAGGAUAUCAUUUCUGUUACUGAGGGGGGAGGCUUGGCAUGAGGGGAGCAGCCUGUACUGACAGGAGGAAGUCUCUCCAACCCAAAUUUGGUUAUUGUAAAUAAUGGUUUCCGGCGCGCACGCGGCCAUUCGAAAUAUGACUGCGCUGCUGGUGCGCGCGCGCGGGAGCCUCAACGUGUUUCGUCGUAUCCCGCGGAGCGCGAAGUUCCGGAGCAUCGCGAAGGAGCUGGCGGUGAGGUUCUCCAGCACUAAAGCCGCGCCGAUCUACCGAGCUAUGGACUAUCAGGAUGCCAUUUGUACCCUGAACACACUACAAACCAAUGCCAGCGCUCUGGAGCAGGUCCGCCGAGAGCGAGCUCACCCCCAAAUCCAACUGCAGGCCAUGAAGAGCUUCCUGCAGCGCUCAGGCCUCACGGUAGAGGAACUCGAUCAUCUCAAUAUCAUACAUGUAACUGGAACAAAGGGAAAGGGAUCAACAUGUGCCUUCACAGAGAAGAUUCUGAGGAGCUACGGUUUCCGCACUGGAUUUUAUAGCUCUCCACACCUUGUGCAGGUCAGAGAGAGGAUCCGCCUAAAUGGCAGCCCUAUUGGAAAAGACCUUUUCACCAAAUACUUUUGGCAGAUUUACAGUCGACUAAACGAAACUAAGGAUGUGCAUGGUGGAAGUAUGCCAGCGUAUUUUCGCUUCCUGACUAUACUUGCCUUCCAUGUUUUCCUGCAGGAAAAGGUGGACGUAGCAAUCAUUGAGGUGGGAAUAGGUGGUGCUUAUGACAGUACCAACAUAAUCAGGCGGCCAUGGGUAUGUGGCAUUUCAUCGUUGGGCAUUGACCACACCAGCAUUCUUGGGGAUACAAUUGAGAAGAUUGCCUGGCAGAAAGGAGGAAUAUUUAAGCCUGGGGUUCCAGCAUUCAUUGCGAAACAACCUGAGGGACCAAUGGCAGUUCUUCAGGAGAGAGCAGAAGAGAUUGGGUGCCCAUUGAAUGUGUGCCCUGAGUUGGCACAGUACCAGAGCUCAGAGGCAGUGAAAUUGGGUCUGGCUGGAAAGCACCAGUACUCCAAUGCCUCACUUGCUUUACAGCUCACACACAACUGGCUCCAAAGGCGCUGCAGUACAGGUCCAGCUGUUACUUCUGGACCUGGUUUUAGUGGACUUCAAACGGCAUCAGUUUUUGAGCCAAGUCCCCACAUGCUGAAAGGUCUGGCUGAGACUGAAUGGCUGGGCCGGACUCAGACCCUAACACAUGGCAGUGUUACUUACUUUCUGGAUGGUGCUCACACCACACGUAGCAUGCAGGCAUGUGUGAACUGGUUCAGUGAAGCGGCUACACAACAUGAGAAAGACGCCAUGGGAUCAGUGGUGCGGGUGCUGCUGUUUAAUGCUACUGGAGAGCGGGAUUGUGGUGCUAUGCUUAAGCUGCUUGAGGGAUGUCAUUUCGAUUUUGCGGUUUUCUGUCCAAACAUCACUGAGGCAAUUGCUGAUUGCAAUGCAGACCAACAGAACUUUAACGUGUCUGUAGAGCACAUGCUUACACGCUGCCUGGACAAUCAGCAGAGCUGGCGCGUUCUCAAUGGUAUUGAGGAAGAAGUUCCAAAGUCUGAGCUUCUAAUUGGGGGUGGUGUCCAUCUGCCUAGAAGAGUAGAGAGGCAAAGUGCCUCAUUGGUUUUCCCCUGCAUCUUAAGUGCUCUUCAGUGGAUCACACAGGGUCGUGAUCCUCUAGUGUCUGAUUCCACAAAGCACAUCAUGCCCGUCAAAGCUAGCAUCAAUGCUAAAGCAGCGCCACUCCGAGAGGCUGCUAAUGUUCAUGUGCUAAUCACAGGUAGCUUGCACUUGGUAGGAGGAGCUCUUAAACAUCUGCUACCUGCCCUGUCAUCCUAACACAAACUUUUGUUUGCAUAAAUGAAUUACUGUAAUAUGAAAAUGUAUGCAGCUAAAUUAAGCUUUAUUUAAGAUUUGAACAACUCACUGAAUAUACCUGCUAAAUAGUAAGCAGGAACCUGAAGCACUUAGAGUUUCACCUGUGCCUUCCUUCUGUAGGGAAUGUACACAGGGCCUGUGUAAAAGCAGAUUUACCCUAGUCUUAAUCCACUUGUCUCUUGAUAUCAGAGUCUUAUAUAUAUUAAUGGGACUGAGGUUAAUCUGUUCAGGAUAUCCAGAUGCUGUAAACCUUAAAAAACACACACACACAUACAUACAUACAUACAUACAUACAUACAUACAUAUAUACAUUUAUAGAAGGAUAGAUACAUAUCUAUAUAUCUGUCUGUCUAUCUGUGUGUGUGUGUGUGUGUGUGUGUGUGUGUGUGUGUGUGUGUGUGUGUGUGUGUGUGUGUGUGUGUAUAUCUGGUUAAUUGCUUGGAUACAUAUAAUGGUUGACUGAAUUCUUUUGACCUGUAAACAUUCUUUAUUGAAUGUGCAAUGUCCCUGAUCAUUCCUCUGUUCCCAAUUUUGUUUGUGUUAAAAAUCUUGGAAUUCGAAACUAACUUGGUACUCACUGCUGUGUAUGCUCUGUAUUAACUUUUAAUUCAUUGCAAUUCGGAGAUGGGCUACAUCUAUAACUGUUCAACAGAUUAUUAAAGCAUUAAUUUAA